CCGAGGAACCAGAGGUCGAAGAACAAUUCGUGGCCUCAGGCCUUUUGGUGUUCGUGAUUGGUUGUGCGAUCUGCUGUUGUCUUGUCUAGUUGUGUUGCUUUGAACUGAUUGUGGUACGUUGCGCUCUGUUGUGUUGUGUUUUUGUGUGUGUCAUGUGUUGUGGUUUCCAGUCUCCUCUUCAUUGUGUAUCUCUGACCAUGUAUGAGUUUGUCUCUGUGUUGCGCAGCAGAACUCAAGUCAGGAGACGGAGCUCAUCUGGUCUUUGUAGCUCGAUUCACUUAUUUUGUUUAGUGUGAUUUUUUCACUGCCUUGUGUUCUAUAAGGGGCUAAGAACUCGAUGACGCACGGAAAUAUAUUUUUAAGAUAAUCUGUUGGUUUUCUUUGGAGGCCGAAUGGAAAUUUAUUGGCGUGGAUAUCUUCCACUGGCCGUGAUCACUCACUCCCAGAGAAGCGACUGGUUUCACUGUCUCGACUGCAGUACUGGUAUACCGGUGUACCGUCACUACUACUGAACUACUGGUGCACUGUGGUUUAAUCAAAAGCACACAAACACACACCGAUGCACUCUCCACACACACACCCACCCACAUGAAAACACACCCACUUAAACAAACAUUCUCAAGGAUAUUCUUAUAACUUGAUGACUCACGGUUCCUGAUUGAUCUUCAAAUAUUCUGCUCUCACCUCAGUAACACAAACUCUCACUAAGUAGAAAUAAUACAUUUAUUAAGUAGCCUAAUUCAUACCACAUAUUUUCACAAACUACAUUACGUUUAUAGAAGAUACUUUACUCAAUGAAAGAGGGAGAACAGUUCCGAUUUUUAGCCCGUCAAUUUGAUAGGACCAAGUUACAGCAGGUCUAAAUACAGAUCCGUGUGUAAAACGCCUCUAAAUAAUACCAUCAGUGGUAACAGCCUGAGGCGGCUGCUAGAUAUGUUUGUUGAACGUUUUUUGUAUCUCUCCGGAUAUUUCUAGCUUUAGUUCUUAGUUAUAUUCCCGUUCAACACUAUCAUACCUCUAUAAUGUCUGGUUGGCGCUUCAGUCUUGGCUGUGUGUGUAGUUGGCACCGGCACCUUGGCGUUGUGGUAGCGGAAGGCUGAGCUUUCUCCUCCCGGCCCAUGUGACCACAGGACGGGCUACUGGUACUCAGCAGACUCGCUCUCAGAUCUCACUCCGACGUGCGUUUCGAUGCGCUGCUGUCUUUAAACCCUCUUUAUUCCGAUGAAAAAACGUGCCCGCUCCAGAUCCCGGUCUCGCUCCAGGUCCCGAUCCCCCUCCUCCAAGCCCCGCGAGCGGAAGUACGCCAAGGACCACCAGGCCCGGGGCCCGGGGCCCCGCGAGGCCCGGGGGUACCAACACCGUGGCUUCCAGAGGCCCUUCAACUUCAGGGGCCGAGGACGGGGCUUCUUCCCCCGCGGGCGAUUCCAGCGGGGGGGCGGAGGAGGAGGAGGCGGCGGCGGCUGGGGCUACAACCACCACAACUUCCGCAACAACUGGAGGAACUUCAGACAAUGUCCGCCGCAGAGACAGCAGUACCCCCACCCCCAGUGGCAUCAGCAGCAGCAGCAUCAGCAGCAGCAGCAGCAGCAGCAGCAGCCGCCGCAACAGCAGCAGCAGUACCCCCGGGGGCGCUCUGCCAGCCCCCGUAAACGCCCGGGCGUGACCCCCCCGAGGGCCGUCCCCCGCUCAGACCACUCCUCCUCCUCCCCCAAGUCCAGACGCUCAGCUCGCUCCUCCUCCUCUCACUCCCCUUGCUCCCCAAAACAGAACGCCACCUCUGAGUCGGCCAAUAAGAUCCUCUCAAGCAAUGGCAAGGAGGAGCUGCUGGCCUCCAAGGAGGCUGGAGAAGAGGAGGAGGAGGAGGAGGAGGAAGAGGAGGAGGUGGGAGGAGGAGUUAAUAAAGAUGGCGCUAUUGCAGGGAAGUGGCGGAGUUUGAGUGUCUGUAGCUCUGUAGUGAAGAAGUGUAAUCCACCAGAAAGUUCUGCUGAUGACGGUCAGAUGACUCUGACGUCUGCUGACCAGUCCAGCCCUGCCCACAAAAUCACAGCCAGUGGGGUGAACAGCGGCGCCCCCUCCUGGCAGGGAGUGGAAAACAAAAGCCCACCUCAAAAAAACACCAAAGCCGUUAUUUCUGGUUUUGGAAUCUUCUCUAAAAAGAACAACCUGGAUGGAGGUAGUUCCAACAUCCCUGCUGCCUUUAGAAAGUUCCUGGAGGACCAGAGUAACGGGUCCGGGCUGGGCCGGGAGAAAGGGUCUGAGGCGAGCGGUCAGGUCCCUCUGGAGGGCGGGGCUAACGGGAAGACGGGCGGCUGCGUCUCCAACCCAUCGCCGCGCCGAGCGAGCGCCGAAAUGACUCUGAGGAGCUUCUUAAAAGCUUCUCCCUUUCAGUCCGGCACGGACGCUCACGAGGACGAUGAGGAGGUGGAGGCGGAGGAGGAGGAGGAGGGCGGGCCUCGUGCCAAGCCCCAGAAAGGGGAGGAGCCCUCUAAGACGAAGGUGAAGACCUCGGCGCUCGCCGUGUUCGCCGAGCGCCUCAGUCAGUGGGAGAGCGCCGGGCGCCGGCCGUUCGUGGCCCCGAACCACCCCGACCUCAUACAGGUGUACCGCGGCCAGGACCCAGGCGCCGCCGCUGCGGGGGCCAGACCCGCGGGGGGGUUCUCCUCUCCGGAGAAAGACCCCGGGAGGUUCACAAGGACGGAGACGCAUGACUCCUCCCCCCCCGCCGCCAAGAGCGCCGCCCCCCGGGAGAUGCUCAGAGGGGAAGGGGCGGCGGCUUCCCCCUCUGGCUCCAGGGAGGCCAAGUGUAGCGUUGUGAUGGACUUCCUGAGGGAUCGGAUGACCAGAUCUGCUCCCAGCUCGUCGGAUGUGUUGGCGGGGGAGCGUCAGCUAUCCCAGGACCUGGUCCAGUCCUGCAGGAAGGAGCAGGAGUUUCGCUCCAUCUUCCAACACGUGGACACCAGCAAGGUCCAGAGGAGCCCCUCGGAGCUCUUCACCCAACACAUCCUCACCAUCGUACACCACGUCAACGCCCAGUACUUCCCGUCAUCAGGAGGAAGUCUUAGCGAGCGCUUUGCGACGUACCAGCGAAACGCCGCCCAGCAAGGGGAGAGGAGGAGGAAGAGUCCGGAAAUACACAGGAGAAUAGAUGUUUCCCCGAGUGCCUUUAAGAAACACUCUCAUCUCUUUGAGGCCAUGAAAAGCUCGGAGGAGGGCAGUUACAAGGACGGGGGAGAGAAAGCGAUGAAAGGUGACCCGUCCGACCUUCGCUUGGACAUCGAGCGCCGUAAAAAGAUCUCCGUCGGAGAGCAGGAUUGUGAUCAGGACAAGGAGAAGGGCACAGGGGAUGCACCCCUCCCUAGCAAAGGGAAAAGUUCGGAAAAAUCUUCCAAACGUCACAAGAAAGCCAAGAAAAGGAAGAAGAAACGUUCUCGCUCCAGUUCCUCCUCUUCUUCCUCAUCCUCCUCGACCGUAUCCAAGCACAAGGCCCAUUCUUCCUCCCAGAGCCGGUCUGCUGACCAGGACUUCAGCAAGCCCCACCUGGCCCAGAGAGACAUCUCUCAACCCCCUGAGGGAGAGGAACAACAAGGAGGAUUUCAGUUCACUGUUCGGGGGCGGGGCUGGAACGGGGGCAAUCACCAUGGAAACGGCGUCCAUAGCCAGCCCUCAGCCACGGCAACUCAUAAUGAGGACUGGGAUCCCGAGUUCACUCCUAAGAGCAAGAAAUACUUCUUGCACGACGACCGCGAGGGCGAGAGAGAGAGAGAGAGAUGUUCGUCGGACGCCCGGGGACGCGGCGGCGUCUUCGCCCACGGGCGGCCGCGCUUCAUCAUCCGCAGAGCGGUGCAGGGCGGCAACAACCACUUCCAGCUCAACGGGAAGCCAAAGGUCGACGAGGACGCCGAGGCCGGACGCGAGCACGCCGACAACACUUAACCCCCGGCGCUGAAGCGACGCUUAACGUUGCCACGCAAGCACAAAGCCUUAAUGUCCCCUGUACUUUAAACAGAGUUGAAACUAGCGUCAGACACAGGCUAAAUGGCAAACUCGAAGCUCCGCAUUGGGCGUCCAUUGCCAAGCCUUGUCCCGAUGCGAAUCCAGGCAUUAAAACGUACAGCAAGCACAUCAAAGUGACUAUAUUGUACCGCUACAAUGGCCGGGUUCAUCUGCAGUUUGACGGUCAAUGCAAACAUGCCGAUUUCGGCUUUGUUUGAAGUACACUGAGGCGAGUAGGCCGUUCAACACCUUCUCAAAAUCACAACACUUCAAUAGAGGAAAAUCAUUUUGAGAUGUUACAGUUAAUUUCAGGGCGUAACGUCAGGGAUUGACUUUGUUCUGUAGUAAGUACUGCUAGCAGUACGUCACCUUCAUGUUGUUGGUAGGGAGGUAACUCGGAGGGCGGAAAACCUGACCGUCUUGUGGUGGUGGGUUUGUGUUGGUGUCUGUGUUUUUAUAUUUGAAAUGAUUAUGAAUAGAACGCUGCAUCUCACCUGUACUAGAUCAUCCAGGUAACCAGACAACCUGCUGUUGAUUUUCUAAAGGCGCUUGAUAUGAAAUUAUAAAUAUUUUUAAAGACUUUUGAAUGAAUGUAUCUUAGUGCUAGGUAACCAAUCAUUAAUAAAUUCAGAUUCAUUUUGAGGUGUAUCCCACUAGGUAGGCUAUGCAGGGAGAUUACAGGUGUUCCAGUUUACAACGUCACAGUAGCGGUUAAAAUAUGUGUUUACUGCCAGAACUAUCUUCGAAGCAAGCAGCAAAGAAUGAAAUAUUACAAUACAUCAGUGAUGUAUUAGGCUCCGCCCCUUCUCACCACGGGACCAAACAACAACGCGCUAGGAAACAACUACUUAUGACGUGAACUAGCCUUAUAAUUGACUGUUCAUUUAGUUUUUUUCUGUUGACGAAACAUUCUAACAACAGUCUAGAUGUUAAUAUGAAACGACAGCCUCUUGUCGGCUACUAAAGAAGAUUAAAUAUGUGAUAUGUAUUUGUUGGGAAGUAGGAAAGGCUAGUCAUUUUAAAAGUUGAUAUAUGUGUGUCCUUUUAUGGGAACGUUUUUGUCUGUAAAUAGUAAUCCAUAUGAUGCACUAUAUACCUGGUGUGCCUUGAUGUAUGUGUGUUUGUGUGUUAAUUGUACAGUCUGGGUGUGUCGAUUCUGAAUUGCGAAUAUUUUCUCUUAAAAUCACCUGCUAAAGUGAAAUGGCUCUUUUUUUUAAUAGUUUUCAUCACUGAAAGAUUUCCUAGAGAUUGUACAUUUGAAAAGAUACUGUAAUAAAUUUGACAUUUGCUGACUUUAUUUUCUGUCGUGGACAUUCUUAUUAUUACUCUGA
Gadus chalcogrammus (walleye pollock) is the source of this 5324-nucleotide messenger RNA. RefSeq names its product thyroid hormone receptor associated protein 3a (gene thrap3a). Gene Ontology annotation, molecular function: DNA binding; transcription coregulator activity. The record is from RefSeq and is a predicted model, not a curated record. The coding region runs from base 1222 to 3933 and encodes 903 amino acids. The transcript has 11 exons. Gene Ontology annotation, biological process: positive regulation of transcription by RNA polymerase II. Gene Ontology annotation, cellular component: mediator complex. NCBI's taxonomy places the organism in Eukaryota, Metazoa, Chordata, Actinopteri, Gadiformes, Gadidae.